Messenger RNA from Hydra vulgaris (swiftwater hydra), 1642 nucleotides. Its product is annotated as coiled-coil domain-containing protein 62. The record is from RefSeq and is a predicted model, not a curated record. NCBI's taxonomy places the organism in Eukaryota, Metazoa, Cnidaria, Hydrozoa, Anthoathecata, Hydridae.
UCGAAACGGGUGAAAAAAGUAAUUGAAGCGCGUUUAAAAUGAUUAGCUCAUAUCUCACGCUCGUUUUAUCUUUGCAUUUUUUUUGUUGAAACAAGUUAUUUAAAUAUUGUCAAAUAAGCCAUGAAUAUUCUACCAAAUUUUCAAAGUACACCACUAAAGGGAGAAGAUAAAUUAGAAGAUUCUAAGACUGGUAGAAUUAUCAAUAACGGUAAAGGAUCUGACAUACCCUUUAUAUAUUCUUCUGCUGGGAGGGAAUAUUUAAAUUUAAUUAAACAAAACAGUGAAGAAGAUUGUGCAAUCAAAUUUACAGCAAAUUCAAUGCCUCAAAAUGGGUUAAAUGAGCAAAAUACAAUUUAUCAACAAAGAAAAGAAUUGCAACUUAUGAUACAAGAACUGAAGAUUAGAGAUAAAGAAUUAAAUGACAUGGUACACUCACAUCAUAAGCAGCUUAUCUCGUGGGAGAUGGAUAAAAAACAUAUGCGUUUUUUAGAAAAAGAAUUAUCAAAAAAUAAAAUUGAAUUAAAAAGAAGACAUGAACAGAUAAAGCAGUUACGCGAAAGAUUAAAAGUUUGUGAAAGUGGAGCACAAUCGAAAUCACAUGAGCUAGAAACAACACAGAUCCACCUUCAGCAGAUAUCUUUCAAAGCCAGCCAGUCAUCUAAUCAACUAUUAGAAAUCGAGAUGAAGAAUAAAAGUUUAAAAAACUCUGUUGAAGAAUUAUCAUCCACUGUUGCUAAUUUACAAGGGCGUGAUCAGAAAACAACAACAUUAUUGCGUUUAAAGGAAAAAGAUCUAUGUGAUGCCAAUAAAAAGAUUGAUGAACUUUUGGAAAAAAUCGAAAAUUAUAAAGAAACUUGCCAAGAAUUAAAAGAGAAGGAAACUGGCUAUAAAAAUGAAGUUGAAACUUUUCGCAAUGAAAACUCAGGACUAAAAAUUGAAGUUGAAAAUUUAAAAAAAUCCGUGAGUCAAUUGCAUACAUCAAUGUCACAUGAAGAUAUUUCACAGUUAAAACAAGAAAAUGUUUUUCUUCAAAAAGAAUUGUUUCAUGCAGGAGAAAGAGAGAAGCGCAAAGAAUGUUUGAUUGAAUUGUCUAAAUCUCGUCAAGAAAGAACAGAAGCAGAGUUAGGACAUAUGAGACAGUUAUAUGACAAUGUCCAAAGAGAGAUUUUGUUACUGAAACAUAAAAUUGCUACCAAUGACGACAGUUUUAGUAUUGCUUCCGAUUUGGAAUCAUCCUUUUGUUACAGUGGAAUGGAAAAAAUGUCUCAUGCAGGCUCAAUAUCAUCAGAAGAGAAGAGAGAAAGAGAAGAUUUUCUGCUUGAGAAAGUGAAUCUUCACAGUAAAAGUUAUGAAAUGGAGGACUUAACAAGAAUGUCAGCUUCAGAGCUCAUGAAUCACUGUAAAUGGAAAUUAGAAUCAACAAAUGGGGAGCUUCAUUAUAAAUCUGAAACACCUCCAAAGUCGCAAGUGCAACCACUAAAUAUAUCUUUAGAUCCCUAAUAUCAAAUAUGACAGAAAGUUCAUGAAUUUUUUAAAGAAACUUUUAUCAUAUAAAUUUUUAAAAUCUAAAAUGAUGUAAAGAGUCAUAAAACAUUAUACAUAGUUUUUGUUUUGUUCUGUUUUACUAAAGUCUAAUAGUUUU